Hyalella azteca is the source of this 3834-nucleotide messenger RNA. RefSeq names its product amino acid transporter AVT1B-like. Gene Ontology annotation, biological process: L-alanine transport; amino acid transmembrane transport. Gene Ontology annotation, molecular function: L-alanine transmembrane transporter activity; L-proline transmembrane transporter activity. The record is from RefSeq and is a predicted model, not a curated record. The transcript has 10 exons. NCBI's taxonomy places the organism in Eukaryota, Metazoa, Arthropoda, Malacostraca, Amphipoda, Hyalellidae. The coding region runs from base 449 to 1807 and encodes 452 amino acids. Gene Ontology annotation, cellular component: vacuolar membrane.
GAUUUAUAUGUUAUAUGAUAGCAUAAGUGAAUGCUCACAUGGAGUUUUAAUUCUGAGAUAUUUAAUCGCAACAACGAAAUGAAACGAAAUUAACGAAAUAACGAAAUUCUUUAUGCCAGAAAAAAUGUACGUAACAGCAUCAAAUUUUAGCAAAUUUAAAUCUUUGAUUUUUAAUUUUAAUUUUUCUACUUUUUUAUGUUAUCGCGUACUUAGUGCAACUGCUUUAACAAACAGAAAUUUAUUAUACUAAGACUAAGGUGUGAUAUACCUACUGCUAAGGCAGUUAACUCAACUAGUCAACUACUUAAACUAACAAGAAUAAUUGGGGACAUGAAUAGUCAAGGAUCCGAACUAAAUAUUAAUCUAAAGUAGUGUUCGGUCAUCAGUCCGGUCCAUCGAUCAGGUUUAACUUAAUUUUUCGUCCGCUAGGAGCAAAGGAAUCCUAAUCAUGACUACCACAGAUUCUCCAAGAAGCUCGGUCAGUAGUGCCUCUUCAACUGGAUCAUCACUUAGCUCAGUGCCGAGUAAAGGUGCUGCGUCCGAUGGCGGUCUACAAGCCCCGGCGGAGCGUGCCGGAAUCUCGUGGCCGAUGACGUCAUUUUUCUUGCUCGCUCAAAUGGCCGGCGCCGGGUUUCUUUCUUUACCGAUGGCCUUAAAUAACACUGGUUGGCUGGGAGCCCCGAUGAUGGUUCUUCUAUGCGCUGCUGUAGGACUUGCAGGAGUUUGCCUGGGUAUAUCCUGGGUGAUACUCGAGGAACGUUGGCCUGAAGAAUACGGAAAUACUGUCAGGCAACCUUACAUGGAUAUCGCCUACAGGGCUCUCGGGGAACCUGGAAGACAAGUAGCGCUGUGGAGCGUACUUCUGACCAUAAUCGGAGGUACGACCGUCUUCAUUAUUUUAAUGGCACAACUCACCAACGCGAUCACUUCGGCGCUGUCGACCUGCGAGUGGGUGCUGGUCUACGGUGCCCUGCUGCUGCCGUUCACAUGGCUAGGCACUCCGAAAGACUUCUGGCAAGCAUCGGUCAUGGCUGUAGGUGCAACAAUCAUCGCCUGCCUGGUCGUCUUCGUCAUGCUUUUUGUCACCCACGAAGACGAUCCAUUUAUCCAGUAUCCAAAUCCGACAGUUUCGUCGUUUUCGUUGGGAUUUAGCUCAAUUCUUUUUGCAUUUGGAGGCGCUUCAGUUUUCCCGACAGUACAAAACGACAUGAAGGACAGAACGCAAUUUUGGAAAAGCGUAAUUGGAGGCUUUCUGGGUGCCUUAUCCUUAUACUUGCCGGUCGCCGCCGCCGGUUACGGUCUGCUAGGUAGCACCGUUGAGGGAAACAUUCUCUUGUCUGUUGGCUUCAGUCCCGUCGUGAAAUUCGCGAUCGUGACAGAAAUUAUCAAUCUCCUGGGAACCUACAUUAUUUCCUUCAACCCAAUGGGACAAGCAUUUGAAGAAAUGUUGAAGAUACCCAGUAAGUUCUGCGUUAAAAGAGUCGCCAUGAGAUCCUCUGUCGUGUUGAUUGAGGUCCUGAUCUGCCUUGCGAUCCCAGAUUUCGGUUUAAUUUUAAAUUUGGUUGGAGGCUCGACAGUGACUCUGAGUUCGUUCGUCUUGCCUCCUAUUAUGUACAUGAGGCUGGUCGACAACGCUGACAACCCAAAAUGGCCAAAAAGAUCCAUCCCGCUGUGGCUGCGGAUAGCACUGUGGGAGAUCGUCCUCAUUGGAAUUAUUGGAGGUGUAACAUCCACGGUGUUCGCCGUUAUCGACAUCCUCAAUCCCGACAGCUUCGGGAAAUCUUGCUUCGCGGACUUCACGCCUUGAAGUAUAGAAAUUAUUGGAUUAAUUCUACGAUACCUCUGUGCAAAUGACGCUAAAACAACGUUGUGUAGGUGUUUAAUUCGUAUAAAGACGUUUAAUCAACGUUAUUUCAACGUUCGAUGACUGGUGAGAUGAGUAUGGCUCUAUAAAUAAUUCCCAGUUCAUAUUAUUGAUUAAUAAAUCAUAUAUUACUUCUAAUGUAAAGUAAUGUUGUUGGUGAAGAAAUUAAACUGGUUGAUUCAUGUUGGUUAGUUUCUCAAUAAACAAAUAAAAUGUUUGGAAAUAAUAAUUCCAAAUGUUUAAAACUGUCAAAUAAUUUUAGAAGAUAAUACGUAACUGUUUUGUUCUGGAUAUGAAAUCAAGCCUUGCUUGCAUAUUGUAUUCAAUCCUAUGAUAAUUCUGAGGCAGACAGUUCUUAAACCUAAAAAAAUAAUUAAAUUUGUUUCUUGGUUUCCUAUCGUCUAAUAUUCAGCUAUGUAUAUUGUAAUGUAGGAGUGGUCUGAGUGGCCAAGUAAACUGCAUUCACGAGUGUAAAAGUGGAGUACGAUAAAGCUAAAUUUGUAUUCGUAAGUAUAAGGUGAAUUUAUACUGUUUUGUUCGUUUAUGGCUUGUUUCAUAGGAAUCUAGCACAUAAGAAUCUACGUGGCAAUUACAUCAGAUACUCAACAGUGUGUUAUUUGUUAAUCGGUUACUUUCCACCAAAACUUCCAGCAUGCAGACUUUAUGGAAAGUUGAGUCUUAAUUCUGCUGGUCACAUAAGCAAGUGAUUCGUAGAGAACUCCAUAAUAACUCGAUGUUUGAAAUUUGGAUGAACUCCAACAAAUGUUCUCUGAAUAAAAUAUAUUGAACAUUCUGUGACCCGCAUCCUGGGCGUUGAAUAAUAUCAAAUUAAGAGAAAUUGUUUUAAAAAUUAAAAUCUGAUACAUUAACGCGAAACAACGAGAAAUACAAACACCCUUGUUAGAUUUAUUCAUCAAUGGCAUUUUUACUGACGAGAAUUAUUUUUGUGCACGCCUCCUAACAUUAUGUUAUUUCCAUCAUAGUACUUCAUAUAGAUUUAAAAUACUAUGAAUGUUGUAAUUAACUUGCUAUGGGCUUCACAUGGACGCACAUACAACAAUUAAAUUUACCUCUAGAAAUUAUUUUUCUUCUUCUGAACAAACUAAAUUACAAAAGCUCAUAUAUAAAUGCCAUUCCACAAUUAUAUUAUGUGAAAUUUAGUGUCAUCCUAAUUCAUAUAUAUUCGAAUUUUAUUCAUAUUAAAUUAAAUGACAUAAUUAGAGUCGAGUCUAAGAUCUAUUCUACAUUGCUAAGUUACUAUGCACCAAAGCCGUUGAAAAAUAUACAUGAGCUUUUGUAAUAGCAUUUCACAGAACAAAAUGAGAAGCAUAGUUUUAAAUUAUGAUCCAUUCACAAUUAUUUCAAUUAGAGAAAUUAGCAACUUUUGAGAUUAUCAGUAUGAAUUUAUCAGCUGUACAUUCAUUUUUUUAAACAUAAUGUGCUUGAACGUCGAAACCUCCGGCCUGAGAAGAACCUAUCGAGCAAAAUAUGGCACUUGUUCUGAAAAAGACUUCCUAGCUGUUAGAACAAUGCUGCCAACUGUUGAUCAAUCCGAAAUCUAUCUGCGUCAAUAGUGAUUAAAAAUCGGCACUUAUAUUUAAUAUUAGAGGCCGCUCUGCGAUGUUUAUUAGAAGGAUAAUAGCGGACAUUCGAAUUUUAUUUUCUACUUCCAAUAAGAUAUGAAAUUGAUGAUUGAUUCGUAGAACUCGAAGAACGAACUUGUUAAACAAUAAUCCGGAUGUGGCGCCUGGACACAGCCGGAUUUGAUGAAUAUUUUAUAAAAGAUUACACAUGUUUCGAGUAUGUGGAUGUUUUUAAUUCAGUGACGAAGUUAGUUAAAAAGUUAGGGACGUUUUUGAACUAAAUCUGUGCAGUGUUUUUGUGCGCGCAUUUUUUUUUGUCUUUUUCAUGUUUUUUUAAGCUGAUCAUUGCUUAACGCAAAUUCUCAGAUAAAUUCUAAAGUAAUUGAA